This is a messenger RNA of Sphaeramia orbicularis (orbiculate cardinalfish), 1754 nucleotides long. RefSeq names its product solute carrier family 30 member 7 (gene slc30a7). Gene Ontology annotation, cellular component: cytoplasmic vesicle; membrane; Golgi apparatus. Gene Ontology annotation, molecular function: zinc ion transmembrane transporter activity. Gene Ontology annotation, biological process: zinc ion import into Golgi lumen; intracellular zinc ion homeostasis. Bases 109 to 1275 code for a protein of 388 amino acids. The record is from RefSeq and is a predicted model, not a curated record. The transcript is spliced from 11 exons. NCBI's taxonomy places the organism in Eukaryota, Metazoa, Chordata, Actinopteri, Kurtiformes, Apogonidae.
UGAAGUCUGUGGAUACCGGAAGUGUCAUGUUAGCUUACCGCAGCUAAUUCUACCUUCUGAGUGAGUGAGUGUGAAUGUGUGUGUGUGUGUUGUGUUCAGCUCUUCAAAAUGUUACCUUUAUCAAUUAAAGACGACGAGUACAAACCUGCCAAGUUUAACCUCCUGCUCAAGCUGUCGGGAUGGUUCCGGUCCAUCCUCGCAGAUAAAACCUCCAGGAAUCUGUUCUUCUUCCUCUGCCUGAAUCUGUCCUUCGCUUUUGUGGAGUUGACCUACGGCAUCUGGAGUAACAGUUUAGGGCUCAUCUCAGACUCCUUCCACAUGUUCUUCGACUGUACUGCUCUUCUGGCUGGGCUGGCGGCCUCAGUCAUCUCCAGGUGGAGGUCCAACGACAGCUUCUCCUACGGGUAUGUCAGAGCUGAAGUUCUGGCUGGUUUCGUCAAUGGACUGUUCCUGAUUUUCACAGCGUUUUUCAUCUUCUCAGAAGGAGUGGAGAGAGCUCUGGAACCUCCUGACGUCCACCAUGAGCGUCUUCUUCCCGUCUCUGUGGCCGGUCUGCUCGUUAAUCUGGUGGGGAUCUUCGUUUUUCAACAUGGAGGACACGGACACUCACACGGAGACGGAGGUCAUGGUCACAGUCACUCUCUGUUCAACGGCAGCUUAAACCAUGGACACAGUCAUGGAGGACAUGACCACAGCAAACAUGGACAUGGACACGGAGGACACGGACACAGUCAUGGAGGACACGGACACAGCCAUGAUGGUCACGGGGGUCACGGACACAGCCAUGAGGAACCCCUCUGUCAUGAUGAACACACACCAGGAAAAGGCUCCAGCAAACAGAUCCUUCAGGGUGUUCUCCUCCACAUCAUCGCUGACACGUUAGGUAGUGUCGGUGUCAUCAUCUCCGCUCUGCUGAUGCAGAAGUACGACCUGAUGAUCGCAGACCCCAUCUGCUCCAUGCUCAUCGCCAUCCUCAUCGGAGUCAGUGUGGUCCCGUUACUCCAAGAGUCCAUUGGGAUCCUGAUGCAGCGGACUCCGCCCUCUUUGGACCACGCCCUCCCAGAGUGCUACCAGAGGGUGCAGCAGCUGCAGGGCGUUUAUAACCUGCAGGAGCCGCACUUCUGGACCCUGUGCACCGACGUCUACAUCGGAACGCUGAAGCUGCUGGUGGCCCCUGACGCAGACCAGCGCUGGAUCCAGAGCCAGACGCACCACAUUUUCACACAGGUGGGAGUUCGACAGCUGUACGUCCAGAUCGAUAAGGCCGCCAUGUAGAAGCUCCACCCCCUCCUCCCAGACCGCCGAGACCAAAGCCCUGACCUUUGACCCCUGCGGUCGCUGCAGGACAGACUGGGGUCAGGUGAAGGGGGGAGGGGCCAAGGACUGUGACCCCAUGAACUCAAACAGCCCCUCCCCGUUUCCGGUUUUACUUUUGGUUGGAUUUUUUAAAAUAAUCUGUCUGUGUCAGUGAGAGGUGUGGCCUCAGCCAGAGGCGUGGCCUCAGCGGGACUCUGCCCCUCCCCCACUUCCAGCAGCACUUUGUAGACGCGAGCAAAGCAUUGUGGGUAAGUGCCUUCAUCAGAGACAAUCGGAGCCCGGCCCCGCCCCCGCUGACUUCACCGCCGGACCGGAUGGCCCAUUGGUCCGUGGUGCAAGACUUGUUUGUAUGUGCCAAACCAUGUGACCAAACCAUGUGACCAAACCAUGUGACCAGGGUUUUUCAACUGUAAUAAACUCUAAGUCUGUUCUACUGA